CUCCAUUCCCCUGGCUUUUCCCUCUCUCUCAGAAGGCCGGCGAAGUAGUUCAGAAUCACCCCGCAAUAUAUUCCAACGUGAGGAUUGACUCGGUACGUCGGAGAAUAUUACCCGACCCUGUCAAUAUGCUCUCCAAUAGCUUGGUGCGGUCAGCAUUCGGUGCUUCCCGCGGCCGCGUCGGAGGACUGAAUUCCAGAGUCAGAGUCUCUGCGCCGCUCACUGCGCCGACGCAGCAUCAAUGGCAAGAUUUCAAAUGCCGCCAUUCAGUGGAGGGCAAAAGGUGGAUCUCAGUCUAUGGGUACACCCAGGCCAAGGCCCUUGUUUAUUCGCGUUACGGGGAACCUAAGGAUGUUCUGCAGCUUCACAAGCAUUCGAUAUCGGCGCCCCAUGGAACCCAAGUCAACCUUCGUCUACUUGCUGCCCCGCUAAAUCCAGCUGAUGUGAACCAGAUUCAAGGCGUCUAUCCGAGUAAGCCACCCUUCCAGACAUCGCUUGGUACACAAGCACCUUGCGCUGUAGCCGGUAAUGAAGGCGCGUUUGAGGUCAUCGCUACAGGCUCAAAUGUCACCGACCUCAGCAAGGGAGAUUGGGUGGUUAUGAAGCAGACUGGACAGGGGACUUGGCGCACUCACGCUCAGAUGGACGAGUCUCAAUUGAUUAAGAUCGAAAACAAGGAAGGCCUGACUCCGCUUCAGAUUAGUACCGUCAGUGUGAAUCCCGUGACCGCGUACCGGAUGAUCAAGGAUUUCUGUGACUGGGACUGGAUGCGCGCUGGGGAAGAAUGGCUGAUUCAGAAUGGAGCAAAUAGCGGCGUUGGACGAGCUGCCAUCCAACUGGCGCGGGAAUGGGGCAUCAAAACACUCAAUGUUGUGCGGGAACGGAAGACGCCCGAGGAGACCGAAAAAUUGAAGCAGGAACUGCGCGACCUGGGCGCGACGGCCGUCGUGACAGAAGCCGAGCUGCUCUCCGGCGAAUUCAAGAAUCUUGUGCAUGAUCUUACACGCAAGGGGAGGGAGCCAAUCCGGUUGGCCCUGAACUGCGUUGGCGGGAAAAGCGCGACUGCGCUAGCCAAAACGCUUGCACCGGGCUCGCAUCUAGUCACAUAUGGAGCGAUGUCGAAGCAGCCGGUUGCCCUACCAUCCGGUCUGCUCAUAUUCAAGGACCUUGCUUUUCAUGGAUUCUGGGUCAGCAAAUGGGGUGACAAGAACCCACAGCUCAAGGAAAAUACUAUCAAUGAUGUGUUGCAGUUGACCCGGACAGGAAAGUUCAAGGAUAUUCCCGUGGAGGAGCUUAAAUGGCGCUGGGACACAGAGUGUGCGGAGCUUGUAGGGGGCGUGCAGGAAACACUCAGCGGCUUCCGAAGUGGAAAGGGCUUGCUCCGGUAUGAGGCAGAGGAAUGAAUCCCGCAUAGAACUGUGAAUUCAAUCGUGACAGCGCAGGCUUGAAAUUCUACCGUGUCGAUCGUGCAAAGCCAGUCAAUCUUGCUUACAUGUAUGUAUAUUAAAACUAUCAAUCCAUUUCCCUGAAAGACAUAACUCGCAAUCUCCAUCAUCAUGUUC
Molecule: messenger RNA, 1559 nt
Organism: Aspergillus japonicus CBS 114.51
Lineage: Eukaryota; Fungi; Ascomycota; Eurotiomycetes; Eurotiales; Aspergillaceae
Product: enoyl-[acyl-carrier-protein] reductase
Exons: 2
Coding region: 126-1400 (424 amino acids)
Biological process (GO): fatty acid metabolic process
Cellular component (GO): mitochondrion
Molecular function (GO): trans-2-enoyl-CoA reductase (NADPH) activity
Source: RefSeq, a predicted model, not a curated record